Messenger RNA from Pieris napi, 1359 nucleotides. It is a transcript of the gene Ppt1, whose product is annotated as palmitoyl-protein thioesterase 1. The transcript is spliced from 5 exons. NCBI's taxonomy places the organism in Eukaryota, Metazoa, Arthropoda, Insecta, Lepidoptera, Pieridae. Gene Ontology annotation, cellular component: lysosome. The record is from RefSeq and is a predicted model, not a curated record. The coding region runs from base 367 to 1257 and encodes 296 amino acids. Gene Ontology annotation, molecular function: palmitoyl-(protein) hydrolase activity. Gene Ontology annotation, biological process: receptor-mediated endocytosis; protein depalmitoylation.
UUUUGACCAUUUUAAAGUCGUCUCUCAUCUGUGUCAAACCUCAAUCGAAUCUAAAAAUUCUAGAUACCAGGCCAUACCUCCACAAAAAAAAAAAGAAUCUAAAAAUUCUGUGAUUUCUGAUUUUGUAAUUUGUAUGUUUGUAAUUUUGGGUGUCGGGUGGAUGGCGAUGGCUUUUAACUUGGCGCCUAUUUUGAAAACGAAUUUUAUUUAAAAUAGUAUCAUAUCGUUUAAGGCUAAUUAUUUGUGACUAAAAUAAAUAAGUAAUAUAUUAAUAAAUUACAUAGCGUCAACCAAUAGUUAUUUUUUAAAUAUAUAUUAUUUUAAUUCAUUCAGGAAAAAUCCAUCUAAAUAAGUGUAAUACUCAAAAUGAAGACGAUAAUUAUAUGUUUUUUAUUUAUAUUGAAAAGUAUACAAGCUGAACCAUUACCAAUUGUGUUGUGGCAUGGAAUGGGAGACACAUGCUGUUAUUCUUUUAGCUUAGGAGCAUUCAAAGCAUUUCUUGAAGACCAAAUCCCAGGUGUUUAUGUAAAUUCUCUUAUGAUUGGUGACUCCAUUAUAGAAGAUAUGGAGAAUGGUUUCUUUUUUUACCCAAAUAAACAAGUUGAUUAUGUAUGUGACAAGCUCUCUAAGGACCAAAAAUUACACCAGGGUUUCAACGCCAUUGGAUUUUCUCAGGGAUCUCAGUUCUUCCGCGCUGUAAUCCAACGAUGCGGUGACAAGAUACCAGCAGUGAAGAAUUUCAUCAGCCUCGGAGGUCAGCACCAAGGAGUGUAUGGUCUACCUCAUUGUGGUGCUCUCCAGCAUCAGACGUGUGACUAUAUUAGGAAAUUGCUCAACUAUGGUGCUUAUUACAGUUGGCUUCAAAAGUCCUUUGUACAAGCGACGUACUGGCACGACCCGUUAAACGAAGAGGAGUACAAAAAGUACAGCGAAUUUUUGUCUGAUAUUAACAAUGAAGUUACCAUAAACCAGAAGUAUAUAGACAAUUUAAAUAGGAUAGAACAUUUUGUUAUGGUCAAGUUCGAUAAUGACACAAUUGUUCAACCCAAAGAGACUGAAUGGUUCGGUUUCUAUGCGCCCGGGCAGGCCAAGAAAUUGAUUACCUUGCAAGAAUCGGAUUUGUAUCUUAAUGAUCGCUUGGGCCUGCAGAAAAUGGAUAACGCUGGAAAAUUGGUAUUUCUGUCAGUACCAGGCGAUCACUUAAAAUUUUCUGAAGAUUGGUUCUUGGAAAAUAUUCUGACUCCGUACCUUGCUUAGAUCAUUCUUAAGUGUUUUUAAAGUUAUACAAUUUAUAUCUUAGACUAAAAUUAAAGAAUCUCAAAGAGAGCUGUUAUAUUAAUAAAAAUUUUACUCCCCAAA